AUGGGACAGGGGCAUGGCGCACAGGUGCAGGUGAAACUCCUCCCAUUCCUUCACGGUCUCCCGGCUUCAAAGUUGCUCAGAGUCCACGGCCCCACAUUGGCCGUCAAUAUAGGCCUGGCCCAGAAGAAUCUGGAAGAGGUGCCAGUCAAUCCAGACUUUGAUGCACAUAAAGUGGAAGGACGUUGGUUUACCAUCCAACUGGCCACAACCCUCAGGGACCUAGUCUUGCCCACUGACCCCCUGAGACUUUCUCUCCACUCCAUUUGGACCAGAGACAAUGGGGAUGUGAACUUUGUGCUGUUUGAGAAAGGAGAGGGGUUGUGCACAGGAUUUAAUGUUACCGUCCAUCCAACUGGGCUCCAAGGCCAGUACCAAGGAACCUUUGAUGGGGGCAGAUUGCACGUGCAUUUCGUCAGCACUGACUACAACCACCUCAUUCUUUAUGCACGUUUUGAGGACAACGAAGUCAUCAACCUGUGGGCACUUCUGGCGAGAAGAAUGCUUGAAGAUCCCAUGUGGCUGGGCAAAUACCUGGGAUUUGUAGAGAAAUUCUACCUUCAAAAGGCCCUCGUCUUCAACAUAGCUGCUCUGAUAAUGUUCGAAUACCAGCUACAGGACAAGGAGGCGCUGACGGGAGGCGAAAUGACCUAG
Rattus rattus (black rat) is the source of this 651-nucleotide messenger RNA. RefSeq names its product salivary lipocalin-like. The transcript has 6 exons. Gene Ontology annotation, molecular function: small molecule binding. NCBI's taxonomy places the organism in Eukaryota, Metazoa, Chordata, Mammalia, Rodentia, Muridae. The coding region runs from base 1 to 651 and encodes 216 amino acids. The record is from RefSeq and is a predicted model, not a curated record.